AUGGUCGCCUAUACGGUGGCGGUCGUGGAAUACGUGCGUGUGCGAGUCAAGGGACCCUGCUCAAUGGAUUUAGUCGACUUUCCUAUGGACACGCAAUCGUGCCGACUCAAUUAUCAAAGUUUCUCCUACAACAACGAAGAGGUGCAAAUGCGCUGGAAUAAACGUAGGCAUCCAGUGUUCGUGUUGAAACCGAUAAAUAUCAGCGAUUUCUGGGGCUCAAAAGCAUUUACUCGCAGCAUAAUUAGAGCUGUGAAUCCGUUCAACCUUAUACAUUACCUAGAAGCGAAGUUAUAUUAUCAGUUUAUUAAAGCACGAGCCUUGCCAAGCCGGCAAUUGUGGAACGAGCUGGUCGUGACAUUCUGUGUUCGAGCGCGCGUUAUAUGUGGUACCUUCUGCAAGCCUAUCUGCCGACAUAUUUUCACAAUUUUCAUCAGCUGGCUUGCGUUCGUGUUGGGACCACAGGCCAUUACGCCUCGUACGAUGAUCGGUGUGAAUGCGCUCCUUUCAUGCAUACUAUUAUUUCGAUCGAUAAUGCGUAACCUGCCUCGAGUCUCCUAUAUAAAAGCCAUCGAUGUAUGGAUGUUAAGCUCAAAUGGACCUUUUCGUGUUUCUUGGUCCACUUAUUUGAAGCUGGCUAUAGUUGGCUUCAAGGAACGGCAAAAGUGUUCCUCCUUUGUUAGCAGCACACUCGUCCAACUAUUCACGGAUCGACUUUGUACUCGGCCAUUAGUGUUUCCGGCCGUGUUCAGUGUAUUCAACAUCGCUUACUGGGCUCGAUAUGGCAUGAAAAUUGGCUGA
Messenger RNA from Cooperia oncophora, 798 nucleotides. The record is from the annotation of a GenBank genome assembly. NCBI's taxonomy places the organism in Eukaryota, Metazoa, Nematoda, Chromadorea, Rhabditida, Trichostrongylidae.